Messenger RNA from Fusarium proliferatum ET1, 414 nucleotides. RefSeq lists its product as uncharacterized. NCBI's taxonomy places the organism in Eukaryota, Fungi, Ascomycota, Sordariomycetes, Hypocreales, Nectriaceae. The record is from RefSeq and is a predicted model, not a curated record. Bases 1 to 414 code for a protein of 137 amino acids. The transcript has a single exon.
AUGAUCUACGAGUCGCAUGGUCUCUACAGGAUCGACUACCCCAAGGAACAGUAUGAAACAUACCAAGAAGAAGCAAGCCAGAAGCUUAUCGCAGAACUUGAGCGUAUCCUGCAAGAAAAGUCCAACGAUGUAGUGCUGGACAUAUCUUUCUACGACAAAGAGUACCGCGAUGAGUACAAAGAUAUUGUGGAACGUAACGGAGGUCGCUGGGUACUGGUAUACCUCGAUGCUGGCCGAGAUCUUCUCUGGAACCGGAUUCAACGAAGAAGAGCUGAGAGGGACUCACUAGACGCUAAACACCCAAAAAGAAAUGGUGACUCAGCCUUUGAUAUCGAUGAUGAGACUUUUGCUAUGUAUUUAGACGGGUUUGAGCCACCAAGAGGUGAAGGGGAAAUUGUUAUCAAGGUUGAAUGA